UCUAGUCCUCCAGCAGAGGGCUGAGGCUCUGCUGCGCAUGCGCACUCGUCAGUGCUGUCACCGCGUCUGUCGGAUCUCUCAGGCUCGUGCUGGUCCUGUGAAUGUGUGGACAGAUGAAGCAUGUGUUUGUGUCGGACGCUCGCGGGAUGAAACCCUGACCGGAUAUCAGCCGAGUCGAUCUCUAAUGAUGCAGAGUGACGACCGCAAGAGGAAGAAACACAGUUUGAACCCCAGAAGCGUAUCAGACGAGUACAGCCUGCGUGAGCGACCGAAAGAAGACGCCGCGAAGAUGAAGAAUAAAGUCACUUCACAAGUGAGCGGAAAGAAGAAGCCGUGGUCCUGGGAUCAGUAUCUGGAGGACGAGAGAGCAGAAGCCGCACCUCUGCAGCUCUUCACUGAGUUCCAGGCGUUUCCGAACAGCAGGAGCGGAUUUAAGGUCGGAAUGAGGCUGGAAGGGAUCGACCCGCUGCAUCCGUCCAUGUUCUGUGUGCUGUCUGUGGCCGAGGUGAUUGGCUUCCGUCUGCGUCUCCGUAUCGACGGUUACUCCGAGUGCUAUGACUUCUGGGUAAACGCCGACUCUCCUGACAUCAAACCAGCCGGAUGGUGCGAGUCCACGGGACACAAACUUCAUCCACCCAAAGGUUACAAGCCAAACGAGUUUGACUGGGAGAAAUAUCUGGAAGCCUGUAACGCUCAAGCUGCACCAAAGAAUCUCUUCAAAUCCCAAAGCAGCACUUCAAGCGCCGCGAUGUUUGAAGUGGGCAUGAAGCUGGAGGCGGUGGACCGGAAGAACCCGUGUCUGGUGUGUGUGGCCACCGUGGCGGACAUCGUGGACAACCGAUUCCUCGUUCAUUUCGACAACUGGGACGACACGUAUGACUACUGGUGUGAUGCGAGCAGCCCUCAUAUUCACCCGGUGGGCUGGUGUCAGGAUCACGGCCGGCCGCUCACUGCACCUCAGGGACACCCCAAUCCAGAGCACUUCAUCUGGGAGGAUUACAUGGAAGAUACAGGCGCGUCUGCCGCUCCGAGUCAAGCCUUCUGUGUGAGACCGGCACACGGCUUCCAGCUGCACAUGAAGUUGGAGGCGGUGGACAGACGGAACCCGAUGCUGAUCCGCGUGGCCACCAUCACCGACACCGAAGACUACAGAGUCAAAGUGCAUUUUGACGGCUGGCAUGAGAAGUUUGAUUUCUGGGUGGAUUCAGACCUGCCAGAUCUUCAUCCGGUGGGCUGGUGCUCCAGGACGGGUCACCCGCUAGAACCGCCGCUCGCAUAUGCAGGGCUUUCAGACGUAAAGAGCUCCGUGACGCAGGGCGUGUGUCCGACUCCGGGCUGCAGAGGAAUCGGACACAUCAAAGGAGCGAAAUACACCGGACACCACAGUGCCUUCGGUUGCCCGUAUUCUGACAUGAACAUGAAGAAAGAAGUGGUGCUGCCCGACCGGCUCGGAGGAGAGAAGCAGAUCACCUUCGUCCCUGUGCACUUUGUGCAGAAGACCAAACGCCUGUGUCCAGAUGAAGAGGAGGAGGAGGAGGAGGAGGAUGGGAAGGUUGAGCUCAGCCAUGUGGAGAACAGGGUGGAGAUGGCGGCGUAUGAAGGCGGCGCUCCUCGUCUGCGCGGGCGGCCGGCGGUGGUGAAGAGAGAGCUGAAGGAAGAGCCUUUGACUCCGGGAGCGAAGCCGCUGUCGCCCCUCGGGAAGAGAGGACGCUUGCCCAGCAGACUCUCUCAGUCAUCGAAGUUUCUGCGCAUCAAGGACGAGGAGGACGACAUUGAUGUGAACAGUGUCAUUUCAGAGCGGAACAUGGACAGUCUCCAGCAGGCCCUGCAUCAGUCCGUCUUCCUGUCCGCCAUGUCGGCUCACCCGAGCCGCGACCUGCCGCUGUGUUGGGAGCAGCACUGUAAGCUCUUGCCCGGGGUGGCCGGCGUCCAGGCCAGUCGCGUCGCACACUGGACCGUAGAGGAGGUGGCUGAUUUCAUCCAUUCUUUACCCGGCUGUGAGGAACAGGCCAAGCAGUUCAGAGAGGAGCAAAUCGACGGGAAGGCCUUCCUUCUGUUGACGCAGCGAGAUAUCGUUAAGAUAAUGAGCGUGAAGCUCGGCCCCGCCCUCAAGAUCUACAACUCCAUCCUGAUGUUCAGACACGCCGAGGACGACCAAUCAGCAGCCGGCGACAGCAACACAUGAAGCCAGAGCGACCAAUCGCAGCCGAUAUCCCUCCCCCUGCGACUAUGUAUGUGAAACAGAUUUAUAUCUGCUGUAUCGAUGCAUUCCGACACCUCUCGUGCCCCAAACGCCCUCCGUUAGUGCUUCUCACCCGUACGGCCUCUCCGUCUCCGUCAGGUUCCUGUGCAUUUCGUUUUAGCGACCCGGUUCUGCCUUUAAACAGACGUAGUGGACCGUCUGCACGUGUGCGAACUCCUCUGCGCUCUUACUUAAGCUCAACGACAUGACAAUCAAUCAAACGCAGUCAACGGCGUAUAAUCAGGGGUUUCUCGGUCACGGUGCUAUUUCUAUUCAAAACACAAACAGGCGAACAGCGACUACAGGAUUUGCUCUCGAAUGAGUGUGUGUGUGUGUGUGUGUGUGUGUGUGAUGACUUUAAACGAAUAGUUCAUCCAGUAAUGAUCGUUCUGUCAUCAUUUACUCACCUUCGUGUCCAAACCCGUUGAUGUUCAUUCCCAACACUCUCGUAUAACCUCAGAAAGCCUUGAUUCAGUAGUGCUUCUUCUUUCAUUUAAACAGUCAAAAUCAGGAAUACUAUUUGUGUUCCACAGAAGAGAGUAAAUGAUGACAGAAUGAUGAUUUGUGUCUGAACUCUUCAUUAAUACUCAGAGAUUUGUGCCCUUUCUGUUACUUCCUCUAAUUUUAUUCUAUUUUGUACAGUUCUGUAUGAUUUUGCUGUACCUGAUGAAUCACCUUUUAUUUAUUGUGCAAAAUCACCGUGUGUUUGCACAGUGAAGGAUAAUAAUAUAUUGUAUAUGAUCAAUUUCAAAUGCCAAAAGGAUUUGUUUUAAAUUGAAGAGUGUUUAUUUUUGUGAUGUAUCGAGAGCCCGGAAUUAGACGAAUCCCUGUUUAUGUUUAAUGAAAUAUUAUAAAAAUAAGUGAAAUACUUUAUUGGAGUGUGAAUGCUGCGCUCUCAUUGGCUCUGUGAGGAUGAAGCAGAAUUCUCAUUUCGCAUCAGGGGAUUUUCUGAUGAUUAUUUAAACACUUGCUAUAAUGCACAAAGCAAACGAUAUAUAUAUUUGCUAUGAAUUUUGACAUUGGUGUGAUUUCAUUGGAGAAUCCGUCUUAUUUUGAACGUUUAUUUAAUUUAGCCAAACGUCAGGAAUGUAAGUCCAUCUUGUGUGUUCUAGUUCAGUUUUACACCCCAGAAUGAAGUCGAUCAGUUGUAUUAGUUACUGCAUUCAUCCAGAUAUGAUGAUUGAUUUAUUGAUCAGAUGUUCUGAACAUAUUUAUAAACCCUGUUUCUUACACUCACUCACACUUUGUACAACAGAAUUCAUUCAGUCACAUCAGCACCCUAAUAAACAGUGCAAAUCUCCUCA
Messenger RNA from Megalobrama amblycephala (Wuchang bream), 3546 nucleotides. Its product is annotated as lethal(3)malignant brain tumor-like protein 4. Gene Ontology annotation, molecular function: protein binding; zinc ion binding. The record is from RefSeq and is a predicted model, not a curated record. Gene Ontology annotation, cellular component: nucleus. NCBI's taxonomy places the organism in Eukaryota, Metazoa, Chordata, Actinopteri, Cypriniformes, Xenocyprididae. Gene Ontology annotation, biological process: regulation of DNA-templated transcription.